AUGGCGCCGAACAAAGGGAAAGAGAGCUUGCUGGACCUAUGCAAUCGAACGAUCGCCUUGGGAAACAGCAUCGCCGUACAUACACUCGAGUACCUCAGCAUAGCGAAGACUCCUCGCCAUGGCUUCAGGGAGCUUGCCGUCGAGUUCCUCGAGGCCAGCAGAGCUCUGUUCCCUGCCAAAGCAGGUCUAGCACGAUCGACUGCUAAGUUCUCUACUGAUGUACAGCAAGAGCUCCGCGAAAGGUUCUCCCAGACCAACAAUGCGUUCACCAUCAUGGAUCAAGUGGUGAACAAGCUCUUGGGAAACGAAAAGAAGCAGGGCUUUGCAAAGCUAGGAAAGGGCUUUAGCAUGAUCUUCGCGGAGAACGAGAUUGACAAACUUCGGGUGUGCCUUCAACAAUGUCGAGCUGCGUUGAGUAUCAGCGCCCUGAUGUUCUCUUCUGUCAUUGGCGAAGGUGGCAAGCUGGAUGUUGCUUCUGGCAUAGGCUACACGGCGUUGGCCGCUAUCCUCGACAUCAAGGAUCCAACCCAUGGAAGGUCAAACUCGCAAAACUCACAAGAACGUGCUCUCGCAGCACUAUCGCCAGAUCGUCGCCCACUACCCCCGGCGCCAAUUCUGGCUCCGUCGCCCGGAGUUGACAUGUUUGCUCCUCGCAUCUCAUCGUUGAGGGAAAUGCCAAACCCAAGCUUCCCGGACAGUUCGGUGCUCAACACGAGACCCACCCAGGUAUAUCGCUCGCCUACGGAGGACAGUCAGAUGAGCUCAGUCUCUCACGUAUUCAGCGACCGCAGCUCCAUCGUCGGCGUGCCGGGAGACGGUGCAUCUGACAUCACAUCCAUCUUUUCUAUGCUACAGGAACAGAACAACAACACCAUGUCAUUCCAUGCUUUCGUCGACAAAGUGCCGAAAGAAGCGAUCCGUGUCAAGCACGAUCCAUCGAAAGCACCAAGGUGGAGGCCUAAACACACCACUCCAAAUGUGUCUGAUGCCUCGCGAAAAGCACUCACCAAUGCUGUUCAGCAGAAAGAUCACAAGACCAUCGAGCAGCUUCUGGACCACGGCAUUCCUGCUGAAAACAGUCUUCUUGGUGCCGCGGUCAUCAACCACGAUAUCGAGAGCAUGCGCCUGCUGUUGUUAUUUGGCGCAGAUGUCAAUGCCAAGGACAAAGACGGUUCGACGCCUCUUUACACUGCUACUGGAUCAUCAUUCUUCGAAGCCGCCCAGCUCUUGAUGAAGUAUGGCGCGGAUCCAAAUGUCUCAGCCGGGCCAUAUGGCGAGAAUCCCUUCGCGGUCUCGCUAACACCUAGUAAGGCACACUUUGCUCAGCUUUACCUCCAGCAUGGAGCAGAUACCAAUGCUAUGGAAGAGAACGGUUGCACGCCGUUCACACAGUCAAUGAACAAGAGCACUCCGGCGAGUCUCGUUGAGCUCAUGAUGGUGUACGACGCCGAUCCGAACAACAAGAACAUCCGCGGCGAGACUCCCCUGUUCAAAGCCAUCAACGCGGGUAGGACUGACCUUGUCACUCUAUUGCUCGAUCAUGGAGCCGAUCCGAAUCUACCAGGGCCUAAGAUUGUUCUUUGGGCUGCGGUUCACACUCCUCAGAUGCUCGAGAUUCUCCUCGAGCGUGGUGCAGACCUGCGUCGUGCACCUGGUGUCCUCGAGCUAGCCACUUCAAUCAACUCCCGCGAGGCCAUCGACCUGCUCCUCAAGCACGGUGCUGAUCCCAAUGCGAAGAAGGAUGGCAUCUAUACUCCCCUGUGUUCUGCCAUUCGCGACAACCGAGAAGACUUGGUCGACCUCUUACUCGCCAACGGUGCCGAUCCGAACCUGACAGCUCUCGAGUUCCCGUGCUUCAAGUGUGUCACCUACCACCGUUCUCAUCUCUUGCCACGGCUUCUCGCUGCUGGUGCAAAUCCGAACAGUCCAAAGGGCAUCAUUGAGCAUGCUGUGGCACACAACGACAAGGACGCAUUGCAAUUCUUUCUCGAGCAUAAUGUCGAUCCGAACGCUCGCAACAAGUCUGGACACACAGCCUUGACUACUGCGAUCAAGGAGAACCGUUUAGAGAUGAUUGAUUUGCUCCUCGCGCAUGGCGCGGACCCCGGAGUGCGAGGACAUGAUUGGCCUAUCAGCAUGGCUGUCAGGAAUGCAGAAGUCCUUGUGAAGCUCCUACCUCACAUCGAAACAUCACGUAUCAACAAGGGUGCCGUGGAGAUGGCUGUCGUCGCGAACCAGCUCGAGAGCGUAAAGCUACUCCUUGCCAAGGGUGUCGACGUCGAAGAGAAGAACGGCGGUGUCUUCAGCCCCCUUACGACCUCAAUCCGUGAGAACCGAAAAGACAUCUUCCGCUACCUCAUCGACGAAGCUGGUGCUGACCCGAACGCACCCGGCGAGCAUCUGCCCAUCAUCAAAGCUAUCCGUCGUCAUCGUGAGGAUGACAUGUCGUAUAUCGAACACCUCCUCUUCAAGGGAGCGGAUAUCAACCUGAUGUACCGUGGCUGGAAUGCCGUCCUACAAGCUGUCGACAACGGCGAUGUACAGAUUCUAAGGUUGUUGGCGGCUAAGGGCAACCCGGACUUGAGAGCGAGAGAUGAACAUGGUCGGUCUGUGCAUGAUAUCAUGCAGGAGCGCGGUCUGCAAGAGGAAGAGUCCAUCUUGUCUGGUGGCAGGAGCCCGAGUCCGAAGAUUAAGGAUGCGCAGUAUCAGUUGAGGGAGUUGGUGUUGUGA
Fulvia fulva is the source of this 2730-nucleotide messenger RNA. Its product is annotated as Putative ankyrin repeat protein. The transcript has a single exon. NCBI's taxonomy places the organism in Eukaryota, Fungi, Ascomycota, Dothideomycetes, Mycosphaerellales, Mycosphaerellaceae. Gene Ontology annotation, cellular component: nucleus; cytoplasm. Bases 1 to 2730 code for a protein of 909 amino acids. The record is from RefSeq and is a predicted model, not a curated record. Gene Ontology annotation, molecular function: protein binding.